Messenger RNA from Pristis pectinata (smalltooth sawfish), 7016 nucleotides. RefSeq names its product ubiquitin like modifier activating enzyme 6 (gene uba6). Gene Ontology annotation, biological process: protein sumoylation. The transcript is spliced from 33 exons. Bases 228 to 3299 code for a protein of 1023 amino acids. Gene Ontology annotation, cellular component: cytoplasm; SUMO activating enzyme complex. The record is from RefSeq and is a predicted model, not a curated record. Lineage: Eukaryota; Metazoa; Chordata; Chondrichthyes; Rhinopristiformes; Pristidae. Gene Ontology annotation, molecular function: SUMO activating enzyme activity.
CGACCCGCUGGGCUCCUCCCGCAGCCCGUCUUUUGAAGGGUCACCGGAAAACCGGCACCUGGUUCUUCCGCCAGCCGCGCCCUUCCGCCAUUGACCCGGAAGUGUAGCAGUUGGAGCGGGGGUGAGGCGGCGUUCAUUCACUGCCCACAGUCGGCGGGAGUCGCGCUGUUGCCGACACGUUCGAGGGGUGUCGUCGUCCUUUAGAUUCUGGUGAACAGCAACAGAAAAUGGCAACUGACAAUAUGGAAAUUGAUGAUUCCUUAUACAGUCGUCAACGCUAUGUCCUUGGAGACAAUGCAAUGUAUCAGAUGGCUCAGUCCUAUGUCUUCCUAAGUGGUAUUGGUGGACUCGGUGUUGAGAUUGCUAAGAACAUUAUUCUUGCAGGUAUAAAGGCACUCACCAUCCAUGACACCAAGCCAUGUCAAACUUUGGACCUAGGGUCUAAUUUCUUUCUGCAUGAGAAUGAUGUUGCCAGUCAAAGAAACAGAGCUAAGGCCACAAUUUUGCAACUUGCAGAGCUGAAUCCUUAUGUCCAGGUCAAUUCUUCCAACAUUGUUCUGGAUGAAAAUACAGAUCUUAGCUUUCUGCAGCAAUAUCAGUGUGUGAUAUUGACAGAGACUGGACUUUCACUUCAAAAGAGGAUUAAUGACUUCUGCCGUUCACAGCAGCCACCCAUCAAGUUCAUUAGUGCUGAUGUAUAUGGAGUGUUCAGCCGAGUGUUCUGUGACUUUGGAGACCAUUUUGAGGUAUCUGACCCAAGUGGAGAAGAGCCAAAGGAAAUCUUCAUUCAGAAUAUCACACAGUCCAAUCCUGGAAUUGUAACAUGCAUGGACAAUCAUAACCAUGGGUUGGAAACAGGACAAUUUGUAACAUUUCGGGAAGUCAGCGGGAUGACAGAGUUAAAUGAAUCAGUUCAGCAAAUAACAGUUUUGUCCCUAUAUUCCUUUAGUAUUGGAGAUACUACAAGUCUUGGGCCAUAUUUGCAUGGAGGAAUUGCUGUGCAGCUGAAAAUGCCCAAAACCUUUACAUUUGAAAGUAUGGAGACUCAACUUUUAAAUCCUCGAUGCUUUGUAGUAGACUUCAGCAAACCUGAGGCACCCCUGCAGAUUCACACAGCAAUGCUGGCCUUGGAUAGAUUUCAAGAGCAACACAAACAUCUGCCAAACAUAGGAUGUCUUCAGGAUGCAGAGGAGCUCAUGAAAUUGGCUUUAACUGUAAAUGAAACACUGAAAAAUAGGACUGCAGUUAAUCAAGAUAUUGUUAAGUGGCUCUCACGGACAGCAAGAGGUUGUUUGGCCCCUCUUACUGCUGCUUUUGGUGGAAUCAUCAGCCAGGAAGCUUUGAAAGCACUUACAGGAAAAUUUUCUCCGCUGCAGCAGUGGCUGUAUUUUGAUGCAACGGAGAUAUUUCAGACUCUAGAAAGUACAAACAGUGAUCAGUUCCAACCACGAGGAGAUCGAUAUGAUGCUCUGCGUGCAUGCGUUGGAGAAUCUAUCUGCCAAAAACUUAGCAACCUCAAUGUUUUCAUGGUUGGAUGUGGUGCAAUUGGCUGUGAAAUGCUAAAAAAUUUUGCUGUACUUGGGAUUGGCACUGGUUCUGAACAAGGAAUGAUUACUAUCACUGACCCUGAUUUAAUUGAAAAAUCCAAUUUAAACAGACAAUUUCUCUUCAGACCGCAACACAUACAGAAACCAAAGAGUUACACAGCUGCAUCAGCCACCUUGAUGAUAAAUCCCCAGAUGAAAAUAGACUCUCAUCUAAACAAAGUGUGUCCAUCUACUGAGAACAUUUACAGUGAUAAUUUUUAUACCCAAGUAGAUGUUGUGGUCACUGCACUGGAUAACGUAGAAGCAAGAAGAUACGUUGACAGUCGAUGUGUGUCAAAUCAACGUCCUCUUCUAGAUUCAGGAACAAUGGGUACAAAAGGACACACAGAGGUCAUUGUGCCAAACCUGACAGAGUCGUACAACAGCCAUCGAGAUCCUCCUGAAGAAGAAAUCCCAUUUUGUACAUUGAAAUCCUUUCCAGCAUUAAUUGAACACACAAUACAGUGGUCCAGAGAUAAGUUUGAAAGCUGCUUUUCAUACAAACCCUCAAUGUACAACAAGUUCUGGGAUACCUAUAAAUCAACAGACAAUGUACUACAGAGAAUGGAAAAAGGAGAGAGUUUGGAAGGAUCAUUUCAAGCAAUUAAGUUACUUAGUAGGUGGCCUACAGACUGGCAUCAAUGUGUGUCUCUGGCACGAGUAAAGUUUGAAAAAUAUUUCCACCACAAGGCUGUACAACUUCUCCACUCAUUCCCUUUAGACACGAAGCUAAAGGAUGGAAGCUUAUUUUGGCAGUCACCAAAAAGGCCACCGAGUCCAAUACAGUUCAACAUAGAUGAUGAGUUGCAUUACAAUUUUAUAUUAAGUGCCGCAAGACUUUUUGCAGUAAUUUACAGGGUCCCUUAUACAGAGCAGGAUUUAUGUAAAGAAAAUAUUUCCCAGCUAUUGUCUGAAGUGAAGAUUCCAAAAUUCACACCAUCUGCAAAACAAAUAGAAACUGAUGAAACUGUAAAGAAAUCUGACCAGGCAAAACUUGCAGUAAGCAGUGAAGAGGAAAGAGUGGCCAUUGACUUGUUAAACCAAGCCAGAAGAACAGGACUGGCAACCAAAAAUCAUCUCCACAUGGUGGCAGUCUCCUUUGAAAAAGACAAUGACAGCAAUGGGCAUAUUGACUUUAUAACAGCAGCAUCCAACAUACGGGCAAGAAUGUAUAACAUUGAUACAGCAGACAGGUUAAAGACGAAGAGGAUAGCUGGAAGGAUCAUCCCUGCCAUAGCAACUGCAACUGCAGCAGUAUCAGGGCUGGUUGCACUUGAGUUAAUCAAACUUGCUGGAGACCCUCCACUUGAAGCAUACAGAAACUGUUUCUUUAACCUGGCCAUCCCCGUUAUGGUUUUUACUGAGCCAGCAGCUGUAAAGAAAAUGCAAAUAAGGAAUGACAUCUCAUUUACAAUCUGGGACCGAUGGACAAUUUACGGAACAGAAGACUUCACACUGUUAAAUUUCAUAGAUGCUGUGAAAGAAACAUAUAAUGUUGAGCCAACAAUGGUGGUGCAUGGAGUGAAGAUGUUGUAUGUGCCUGUCAUGCCAGGCCAUGUGAAACGACUGAAAUUAACAAUGCAGAAGUUAGUGAAACCAACAUUGGACAAGAAGUAUGUUGACUUGACGGUAUCAUUUGCAGCCGAAUCUGAUGGUGAUGAAGACUUGCCAGGUCCUCCAGUGAGAUAUUAUUUCAGACCUGAAGAGAAGUGAACCUGGGCUUACUAUGGAUGCUGCAACCUCUCUUACCAAUUUCCACAGAGGAUGGAAAUCACCCACUUAAUUUGCUAAAUGAUUCCACUUUACUGUGAUGUAAAUGCCUCUCUAAUUUCCUGCAAAUGUCGCCAGAUGCAGACUGCCUUAAUAGUCAUAAUAAAAUCUGUGUUUUCAAAUAAUAGCCUGUAUAUUGUAUUGUGAUGCAGUCAAGGCGGUUCAUACCUAAUGUAAAAUAAUGCACAUCUUUUUUUUGUCUGUACUGUAAGAAGUUCAUUAGCUGCUGUUUUAAACUGAACAAGAUUCUAUGUUUUCCUGUGCCAAAGAUAUAUAACAAGUGUAAGAAACAAAAGUUUGGCAUAUCUGCCUUUUGCUGAUUCUGGAAAUAGUUGUGGCUCCAUAUCUAAAUGAUGCUAUCAUAUUUGAGAAAUUCUAUGAAAGCAAUCCUCCAUCUUGCAGUCUUGCUGGUAAAAGAAAAUCUUGCAGAAUUAUAAAAGAUCAUAUUUUUGAUUCGCACUGAAAAUUAAUUUUUAAGUUUUUUUUUGCCUGUGCUUGCUAUUGGCCGUAUUUGACUAUAUUUUGGUUACUACAUGCCGUUAUUUUUAUAUAUGUCCCCAUUGAUACAAGUCAUUGACCAAUGACGCUUAAAGUAAAAUUACCUGAAUUUUCCAAAGCUUAAAUUCAGAUUUUUGAAAAAUCUGAAAAAAAGGUCACGCCACUGUAAUUUCACAAUGAGGAGAUCAGCAGUUUUAUAGUGUUUACUUUGUUCUUUGUAAAUAAUGUGACCAUCUAAAUUGCAGGGUUUUGCUCUUUUUUAAAAAAUCUCUUAAGAUUUGGAGAGAUUACAGAAUGAGCCCAUUACAGGUGUAUAAAAAUUGCUCUUUUGAUUUUUAAGUGCUUUUGAAAAUCCUAGGGACUUGAAAGGCAUACUAUAACUGCAAAUCUGUUACAUUUUCUUCAGUGCCAGUAAUGAUUUGGUGGUGGUCCUCCCUUCUGAGCAUGAAGUUGUGGAUUCAAGAGGCCUAAUUACAAAAUUGAGGCUGGUAGUACAGUAGUGAGAAGGUGCUGCUGUUUUGGAGUUGCCAUCUUCUGUAUGAGAGAUGAAACAAGACCCUCAUCUGGUCCUUCAGGUGGAUGUAAAAGAUCCUGUGGUAUUCUUUCAAGGAAGAAGAAUUCUCCAUGGUAUCCUGACCAAUGUUUAAUGUUCAGCUGGAACCACCUUAAACAUAAUGGCAUGGCCAUUAUAUCAUUGCAAUUUUGUAACCAAUUGGCCAUAUACAAAUUGGCUAUUGUGUUUCCUGCUUUACAAUUGUGCUUCAAAAAGUAUUUCAUUCACUGUAAAGCACCUGAAGGUAACCAGAAUUGUUAAAGAUGCUCUAAGUUUUCACCUGGAUUCAAGUAAUUGCCACACAAAACUAAUCCCAUCUGCCUACAAUGUGGUCUAUAUCCCUCCAUUCCCUGUCAUAUCCAUGCCUAAAUUUUGUUUAAGCAUUGUUAUCAUAUCUGCUUCCACCAUCUUCCAUAUCAGGCACCUUCUACUCUUGCCUCAUAAAUCUCCUUUAAACUUUCCCCCUCUCAUCUUAAACCUAUGCCCUCUAGUAUUUGAUAUUUCCACCCACCCUGGGGAAAAGAUUGACAAUCUAACCUAUCAAUGCCUAUCAUAAUUUUAUGUACUAUCAGGUCAUCCCUCAGUCCCUGACACUCCAGAGCCAACAAUCCAAGUUUGCCCAAUCUCUCCUGAAAGCCCCAAUCCUGACAGCAUUUUGGGAACCUCUUUUGCAUCCUUCAAAGCCUUCACAUCCUUCCUGUGAUGUAAUGACAUGAACUGCACUGCAAAUAGCCUGUAUAGCGAUCAAAUCAAUCGAAGUGAGUAUCAAAUGGUUAAGUAGCUUCGCUGACCCAGAAUGGAUGUUUUGGUGGCAAGUUGAAACUCUGACCUAAAAUUUCAUAUUCCACUUGUCCAAAGCAACUCUACAAAGAACAAGUACAUUUUAAGCAUGAUAAAAAAGGGCCACCUAUGUCUUGAGCCACAGGAGAUGGGUGAGAUUUUUAAUGGGUGGGUGUUUACUGAGGAGAAAAUCAUGGUUGCUCAAGAGAUAAGGGAAACGUGGAGAUGCUAAGGAGGACCAGGGAGGAGGUAUUUGUAGCAUUAGAGUGCAUUAAGGUGGAUAAAUCCUGAGGGCCUGACCAAGAUUGAAAAGUAGCUUAAGGUUCUGUUGUUUAGCAAGGACAAAUCAGGGACUACAGGCUGGUCACCCUGACAUCACUAGUGGGGAAGUUACUGGAGGGAAUUCUGAGGGUCAGGAUCUACCAGCAUUUAGAUAAACAGAGUCUGAUUAGGAGGAGUCAGCAUGGCUUUGUGCGUGGAAAGUUGUGCUUGAGGAACCUUUUAGAGUUUUUUAAAGAGGUAACCAAAAAGGUAGAUGAGGGUGGGGCAGUGGAUGUUGCCUGUUUGAACUUAAGCAAGGCCUUCAACAAGGUCCUGCAUGGUAGGCUGGUCUGGAAAGUUAGGUCCCAUGGAAUCCAGGAAGAACUAGUUAGAUGGGUUCAAAAUUGGCUCGGAGGCAGGAAGCAGAGAGUGGUAGUUGAAGAUUGUUUCUUGGAAUGAAGGCUAAUGACUAAUGGUGUGCCACAGGGGUUGGAGUUGAGACCCUUGUUAUUCGUUAUUCAUAUAAAUGAUUUGGAUGUGAAUGCGCAAGGCUUGAUCAGUAACUUUGUGGAUGACAUGAAAUUAGGAGGUGUGGAUAGUGAAGAAGGUUAUCGUAGAUUACAGGGGGAUCUUGAUCAGUUAGGGAAGUGGGCUAAGGAGUGGCAAACAGAUUUGAGUAUAGAUAAGUGUGAGGUGAGUGUAGGACUUGUACUAUGAAUGGUAGGGCACUAGGGAAUGUAAUGGAACAGAGGGACCAAGGAGUACAAGUGCAUAGUUUGUUGAAAGUGGCGCCACACAUAGGGUAGUGAAAAGUGUAGUGCACGCUGGCCUUCAUCAGUCAGGGCAUCAAGUAUCGGAGUUGGGACAUUAUGUUGAAGUUAUGUAAGUUGUUGGUGAGGCUGCACUUGCAGUGUUGUGUAUGGUUUGGGUCACACUGUUACAGGAAAGAUGUGGUUACACUGGAAAGAGUGCAGAAAAGAUUUACAAGGAUGUUGCCAGGACUGGAAGGCCUGAGUUAUAAGGAGAGCUCUUUAUUCCUUGGAGCUUGGGAGAAUGUGUGAUGCCCUUAUAGAGGUUUAUAAAAUCAUGAGGGGCAUAGAUAAGGUGGAUGGUAGUCUUUUCCCCAGGGUAGGGGAGUCCAAAACUAGCGGGCCUAGAUUUAAGGUGAGAGGGGAAAGAUUUAAAAGGGACUUGAGGAGCAACAUUUUCAUGCAGAGGGUGGUAAGUAUAUGGAAUGAGCUGCCAGAGGAAGCGGUUGAGGCAGGUACAAUAGUAUCAUUUAAGAAGCACUUGGAUGGGUACAUGCAAGGGUGGGGCUGAGGGAUUUGGGCUGAACACAGGAAAUUGGGACUAGCUGGGUGGGCAUCAAGGUUGGCAUGGAAUUGUUGGGCUGAAGGGCCUGUAUCUGUGCUGUGUUGUUCUAUGACUCUAUGUAUCUGUUUUCUCUACUGCAAAGCACGUAGAAUCAUGAAUUCCUUUCACUUAAUAUAUAGAAUCAUCAGAUUCCUUAAGUGGUUAUCUGCACUUUCACCUGGUUGAAGCAAAACACUGUGAACAACAAACUUUUA